This is a messenger RNA of Sesamum indicum (sesame), 1164 nucleotides long. The record is from RefSeq and is a predicted model, not a curated record. Lineage: Eukaryota; Viridiplantae; Streptophyta; Magnoliopsida; Lamiales; Pedaliaceae.
GGUAUAAUAAGAUAAGCGCUUGCCAAAAUUUUCUCAUAGCCUUAAUAAUCUCUCCCAAUGGCCUCCAGAUUCACCUCCCGCCUUCUCCGCCAACUCCACCGCCACCACUUCUCCACCGCCCUACUCUUCCCCAAACCCCACCCUUUGAAUCCUUGCUUCUUCAAUCCUCAUCACUCCCCCAUUUACAUAAAACCCCAACUCCAUCCUUUCACCCUCCGCUUCUUAUCCACCCGCUCCAUCCGUCCAGCCCGCCCCAACAAGCCCGACAUAGGUGCUCGAGCUCGGCAGCUCCAGACCCGGAGACUCUGGACUUACGCCUUAACCUUCAGCUGCAUAGCCGGCUUCAUAAUCAUCGUUCUGAACCAAUUCCAAGAUCAGUUGGUCUUCUACAUCACACCCACGGACGCUCUCCACAAGUACAAUUCCAAUCCUUCCAAAUCCAAGUUCCGCCUCGGCGGCCUUGUCCUCGAGAACAGUGUGGCCCAGAUUCCUUCAUCUCCAGAAAUCCAGUUCGUCAUCACGGAUUUGAUCACAGAUAUUUUAGUCAAAUACGAGGGAAGUUUGCCCGAUCUCUUUCGGGAGGGUCACUCCGUAGUCGUGGAGGGCUUUGUUAAGGCGGUUGAUGAGGAGAUUAGGGUGAAGGAGGAGGCCGUUUUGAGGAACAGUAGUAAAUUGGGAGUAACAGAAAAGGCCAGGAGUCUGGGGUGUUAUUUCUCGGCCACUGAGGUUUUGGCGAAGCAUGAUGAGAAAUAUAUGCCUGCGGAGGUGGCAACUGCAAUCGAGAAGAACAAGAAGUUGAUUGAGGAAGAGGAGAAGAAGAGGGGGGGCGCACUAGUCAAUCCGGGCGUUACUGAUAAUGCUGGGGCUGUGAAGGCUUGAUUGCGUUAUCUUGUUGGUAACUCCUUUUGAUUGUUCUAAUUCUUUUUGUCUUAGUUAUAUUGAGUUCAUGUUAUUCUAUACUAGUGCGGAAUUUGAUUAUAGUAGACACAGUUUUGGGGGGUAGGAAGAGGGUAGGAUGAGAAGACAUCAAGGUAAUUGAUAUUUGUUGUUUGUACCGAGAUUUCAGUGGCAUUAGUAAUUGGAUUAUAGAUGUAUUGCUUCCACGAGGAUGCAUUGCAAUUUUUGGAUAACUGUUUAUUUAUAUUAAUGUUUAAAUUGCAUUUA